This is a messenger RNA of Carlito syrichta (Philippine tarsier), 315 nucleotides long. RefSeq names its product DnaJ heat shock protein family (Hsp40) member C30 (gene DNAJC30). The transcript has a single exon. Lineage: Eukaryota; Metazoa; Chordata; Mammalia; Primates; Tarsiidae. The annotation marks the transcript as partial. The record is from RefSeq and is a predicted model, not a curated record.
AUGGCCGCCACGCGCGCCCUAAGGUGGCCGCGGCUGUUGUGGUGGCGGCUGUGGCCGGCCCGGAAAUCUCCCCAGCAUUUGGCGUGGGGCCUGGGCCCGGGCGCGAAGACUUAUGCCCGGGGCGACAGCCCGUACUCUCGCACGGCGCUCUAUGAGCUGCUCGGCGUCUCUUCCACGGCCACGCAGGCGCAAAUCAAGGAGGCCUACUACCGGCAGAGCUUCCUCUACCACCCGGACCGCAACUCGGGGAGCGCCGAGGCCGCCGAGCGCUUCACGCGCAUCUCCCAGGCCUACGUGGUGCUGGGCAGUUCCUCC